Biomphalaria glabrata is the source of this 1953-nucleotide messenger RNA. RefSeq names its product BRO1 domain-containing protein BROX-like. The record is from RefSeq and is a predicted model, not a curated record. Bases 56 to 1318 code for a protein of 420 amino acids. The transcript has 11 exons. Lineage: Eukaryota; Metazoa; Mollusca; Gastropoda; Planorbidae.
UAUAAAUAGCAAAAUCUGUCACAGUCAUCUGCACAAAAUACUUCCGUCAACAAAGAUGGCGUACUGGUUUCAUCGUAAUCCACUUAAAGCUACUGGUCCAGUUAAUUAUGAACUGCAUGGAGUAUCAACAAAUGAUGCUACAAGAAAAAUAUUCAGUGAUCUUCGGAUGACCAGAACCAAACUUCUAGAUCUACUCACUGAUCCAGAGAACUCCAAAGAUGUGGUAGAAAAAGCAGAAGCCGAGUACUUGGGUCUACUCCAAGGCUUGUGUAUCCCGAUGGAGCCGAAUGAGACUGAAAACAAACUACGCAAGCUCGUCAAAUUUGUUUGGAGGAACAGUCUUCAUGGCGUACCAACAGUUGAACGCUCAGACACAGUCUUUGAGUAUUUCUCCAUGUUGUUGAAUGUGGCAUUAUGGUAUAGUAAACAUGCAGCCAAGAUUGCAGCUAAAGAAGAUCCAGACAUGGAGGAAGCUAAAGAAAUUCACAAAUGUUUGAGAAUCGCUGCUGGUAUCUUUCAGUUUUGUAAGGAUGAUUUAAGAGUAAAACUACUAGAUCCACCAACAGAAGGCUCACAGGACACAGAUACUAGAGUGCUGGAGGCUUACAUUCACCAAUGCACUGCUGAGGCCCAAGAAAUCACUCUAGCAAGAGCAAUAGAAUUGAAGCAUAAUGUUAGCCUGGUGUCAGCUCUGGCCUUUGAAACUGCUCAGCUGUAUCAAAAGGGAGAUGAUGCGCUUGCAAGUUUAGAUCAGAAAGAUAUUGGAAAGUGGAGGAAAUACUUUCAGCUGAAGCAUAAAUUUUAUUUGGCUUGUGCUCAUAGUUACAAUGGAGAGAAUUUAUUAAACCAAGACAAAUGUGGGGAGGCAAUACGAGGCUUGCGUGAAAGUGUAGACUUGUAUAGCAAGGCUGAGCAGCUGUGUAAGGACUAUGCUGCCACCAAAGGCGUGGGAGCAGUUGCCAAGCCACAAAACCAUUUGUUUUUCAGAAAGCUUGGAACAAUUAUCAAGAGAACUUUGGACAAGUGUGAACGAGAAAAUGGAUUAAUUUACCAUCAAAAAGUUGCUCCAGAUGCUCCUUCAUUGGAACUGAAGGCCACCUAUGGCUUGGUCAGUCCAGAAGAGUAUAAACCCCCAGCCUUGAACCAGCUGUGGUCGGUUGAAGUCUACAAACGUUUCAGCCCCCCUCCCAGCGCACAGAAACCAAGCAAUGAUAAGGCCAAAGGCACGGAAGAGAACCCACUUCUGGCUGUUAAAGAAAAAGAAAUUAAAAUGUCGGAAAAAGAUCCUAAAAACAACAGCGGCUGUGUUGUAUCAUAACAGUGAACUUUCACCAUCGUUGCCAACUUUUCUCAUCCUUACAUGAAAGAAACACUGACAGAACUAUUAUCCUAAGCCCUAAGCUGAUGCAGGUGAUCUAGAAAUGAGUCAAAAGUCCAAGUGGUUUCUUAAAGUAACUUGUUGAGAUGCAAGUAUUACAGUUUGAAAAUGUCUCUAUAAUUAACUUACGCUGUAUGUAAAGAUUACAUUUUCAAAAACACUUUUUAACAUUUUCACCUUUGAAUUUUUUUUUUUAUAUAUGUGCUGCCAGCUACUGCAUUUUUCUUUUUUGCCUGUUGCCAACUAAUAUGCUGAUUAGAGGGCUUAGAACUGCUAGUCUGUUGAAAUAAACAUAUUAACAAUUAUAUAAUGGAGUUGAAACACAAUAUAGAUAGGGCACUUUGACGUGCAAAAGCAUAUUAUGCAAAUAGCAGACACAUACACAUUUUGAACUUAAGUCAAUGUUUUAAUAAAUAGACAUUUUUGUUUUAUUUCUGAUGUCUUAUUCUGAACAUUUGAUUCAAAACACUGGUUGCCACUAUUCAAUUCUACAGAAGGUUUUUUUUGUUGUCACCACUAGUGUUGGUUGUGAUUUUCUGGAGGGCGAGAAGCUGGUACAAAGCAUUUGUUAGAAA